Oncorhynchus keta (chum salmon) is the source of this 6894-nucleotide messenger RNA. It is a transcript of the gene adgrg7.1, whose product is annotated as adhesion G protein-coupled receptor G7, tandem duplicate 1. The transcript is spliced from 16 exons. The record is from RefSeq and is a predicted model, not a curated record. Gene Ontology annotation, molecular function: G protein-coupled receptor activity. Gene Ontology annotation, biological process: cell surface receptor signaling pathway; G protein-coupled receptor signaling pathway. Bases 73 to 3912 code for a protein of 1279 amino acids. Lineage: Eukaryota; Metazoa; Chordata; Actinopteri; Salmoniformes; Salmonidae. Gene Ontology annotation, cellular component: membrane.
GAGCAGCAUAAGACCCACAGACGGUCUAAUAAUGUGCAGUCUGCUGACACUGGAUGACUGGAAACAGCAGAGAUGAAGAAGCUAUGGAUUAUGGUUGUCUUUGCUACAGUCUCUUUUCAACAGGGGGAUCUCAGCACAUCCUCUGCCAUUCCAACCCCCAUUGAAAUAACUAUCCCAACUACUGAUGACCCUAUAACCCCUGACCCUUCAGCUACUGACACUCCAACUACUGAGUCUACAUCUACCGAUUCCCCUUUAACCCCUGACCCUACAACUACUGAUUCCCCUAUAACCCCUAACCCUACUACUACCGAUUCCCCUAUAACCUCUGACACUAUAUCUACCGAUUACACUCUAACCCCUGAAUAUGGAACUACUGAUUCCUCUAUAACCCCUGAAUCUGCAACUACUGAUUCCACUAUAACCCCUGACCCUACAACUACUGAUUCCCUCAUAACCCCUGACCCUACACCUACUGAUUCCCCUAUAACCCCUGACCCUACAACUACUGAUUCCCCUAUAACCCCUGACCCUAGAACUACUGAUUCCCCUAUAACCUCUGACCCUACAUCUACCGAUUACACUAUAACCCCUGAACCUAGAACUACUGAUUCCCUUAUAACCCCUGACCCUACAUCUACUGAUUCCCUCACAACCCCUGACCCUACACCUACUGAUUCCCCUAUAACCCCUGACUCUACAUCUACUGAUUCCCCUAUAACCCCUGACCCUACAUCUACCGAUUACACUAUAACCCCUGACCCUAGAACUACUGAUUCCCUUAUAACCUCUGACCCUACAUCUACCGAUUACACUAUAACCCCUGACCCUAGAACUACUGAUUCCCUUAUAACCUCUGACCCUACAUUUACCGAUUACACUAUAACCCCUGACCCUAGAACUACUGAUUCCCUUAUAACCCCUGACCCUACAUCUACUGAUUCUCCUAUAACCCCUGACCCUACAACUACUGUUUCCCCUAUAACCCCUAACCCUACUACUACUGAUUCCCCUAUAACCUCUGACCCUAUAUCUACCGAUUACACUCUAACCCCUGAAUAUGGAACUACUGAUUCCUCUAUAACCCCUGAAUCUGCAACUACUGCUUCCACUAUAACCCCUGACCCUACAUCUACUGAUUCCCCUAUAACCUCUGACCCUACAUCUACCGAUUACACUAUAACCCCUGACCCUAGAACUACUGAUUCCCUUAUAACCACUGACCCUAGAACUACUGAUUCCCUUAUAACCUCUGACCCUACAUCUACCUAUUACACUAUAACCCCUGACCCUAGAACUACUGAUUCCCUUAUAACCCCUGACCCUACAUCUACUGAUUCUCCUAUAACCCCUGACCCUACAACUACUGUUUCCCCUAUAACCCCUAACCCUACUACUACCGAUUCCCCUAUAACCUCUGACCCUAUAUCUACCGAUUACACUCUAACCCCUGAAUAUGGAACUACUGAUUCCUCUAUAACCCCUGAAUCUGCAACUACUGCUUCCACUAUAACCCCUGACCCUACAUCUACUGAUUCUCCUAUAACCCCUGACCCUACUGAUUCUCUCAUAACCCCUGACCCUACACCUACUGACACUCCAACUGCCGAAUACCUAACUACUACUGGUCUUCCAACUACUGGUUACCCUACCUCUAUCCCUAUCACCAGUACCAGUCUCCCAAACACCUCGAACACCACCACCACCUCUCCUACCACCUCUACUACCACCACCACCACCACCACCACCACCACCACCUCUACCACCACAACCCCUCCUCUGGUCUGUAUCAACAGUGGUGAGCUGCAGAGUGGCGUCUGUAUCUGUCCUGAUGAGUGGACCGGAGAGACCUGUUCAGAGGGGAAUUUCUGCAAUUCCACCAUCAUUGGUCAUUUCUCCUACCCAAGAACAACGGUUGGCUGGUCUGCUUAUUCAGAAGAGUUGUGUGAUGAGAAGACAACCAGUGCUGGUUUACCAAAAGCCUCAGCAAGAUGUUUGAAUGACACUGGCUCUCUGAUGUUUGGUCCUCCUCAUGAACUGCAGUGUGAAUUUACCCUCGGUGACAUUCAAGGAAAUAUCUCCAGCAGUUCAGGUGAUUUAUUACAGUUAGCCUUCAGUACUCAGAUCCUGACCUCCCAACCAGAGCAGCUGUCAGCUGACAACAUCACCACAGCAGCUCAGAUAGCUAACAUACUGCUUCAGUCUGCAAAUAUCACAGAGGACAUCGCAGUGGCAGCUGUAACCACCAUCAGUCAGCUGCUCAAUGCCAGUGAGGAGAGUACACAGGAGAGAGACGCUGUCCAAAACCUCACAGAGACCCUGGAGAUGUUUUCCCUGGACCAGUACAAUAAUGUGUCAUUGGUGGUUCAGCCCAACCUGGCAGUCCAGUCUGUCCAAGUACCAAGUGACACAGUAGGGAUCCAGUUUACUGCUCUGAUUGGAAGAUCUGGUAAUUUUGUGGCCAACAGAAUUCAUCUCAACACCAAUACCUCUGAACUGAUAGCUGACAAAGGAGGUUCUACCGAUGUCCAGAUUGUCAUAAAAUUCCCAUCAGUUUUACGUAGUAAAAACACAAACCACUCCAUUGGUUUUGUGCUCUACCAAAACGACCGGUUCUUCAAGUCCAAGGCUUUCAGAGCUUCUUCAGGAACCAGCAGAAGGGUCAUCUCUGCUAACCUGGGACAAGUGUCUGGGUUACAUGUUGAGAUGCUCUUCAAGCCCACAGCUGUUCCCAACACCUCCCUCCAUGACUUUGCCUGCGUGUCAUGGAACUACACGUUGAAAGACUGGAGCACCUUUGGCUGCUCCAAAGUCAACCACUCAGCAGACGGCCUGCGAUGUUUCUGUAAUCACACCACUAACUUCGCUGUGCUGAUGUCGUUCAGGAGGGAUUAUAAAUACGCUGAUGAGCUAAAUUGGAUCACCAUAUUGGGAUGCUCCAUGUCCAUCAUAGGGUUGAGUUUAACAAUAACAUUCCAGAUGGUGACCAGGAAAUCGCGCAAAACCAACCCAACGGUCCUCUUAGUGAGCGUCUGCAUGUGUCUCCUGAUCUUCACCCUCCUCUUCAUGUUGGGAGUGGACAACCCUCAUAAACAGCUGGGCAAACCUAAAAUACAGGAGGACAACAUUCUCCCCCCGUCCGACACACACACAGAGCAGGACAGAGGGCCCUGUACUGCAGUGGCAGUCCUGCUGCAGUACUUCCUGUUGGGGACGUUCACCUGGAACACGCUGUACGCCACACAUGUCUUCCUAAUGAUCAGAAACAGCCUGGCCACCAGCCCAUCACACUUCACAGCCUAUACCGUGGCCAUCGGAUGGGGACUGCCUGCAGUUGUGGUGUCUCUCACCUUAGGAAUUAGUUACAGAGUGGAUGAUCCACUGGGAUACAGGCAGGAGGAAUUUUGCUGGCUUGCUGCCCUCGAUCCAAAGGGGAACUUUGACUUCAAGCUGCCAAUGUUUUGGGGGUUCCUGGUCCCUGUGGCGUUCAUGCUUAUCUUCAACACAGUGGUGUUGGUAUGUUUUACAGUUACAACAGCCAAGACCAACCCACAUUUAACCAGUACAAGACACACAUCGAUGAAGAAGAAGUUCCUCAGUAGCUUCUCUCUGGCUGUGGUGCUCGGUCUCUCCUGGAUCCUGGGCUAUCUGUUGCUCAUUACACAGAACCAGACCAUAUACACCAUACUCAACAUCUCCUUCUGUGUUCUCACCACCACUCAGGGUUUGCAGAUUUUCAUUCUGUUCACCGCAAGAACAUCAAUUGUCAAGAAAAUGAUGGCAGAUGCUUUGAAAUCUGUCUCUAGUGUUGAGAUCCCACUUCACACCAAGAGGUUCAGUCUAUGGCGAGGCAAGCGCAGUGAAAAGGUUGAAUCAUACACACAGCUGGACACUAUUCUGUCAACACAUUAACACCUUAACUGCCACAGAAAAAGUAUUUUCCUGAAUUUUUUUUAUUUAACCUUAAACUAGCUAGGGAUAGGCGGGACGCAAAUGUCUCAACUGGCCAAUUGCCAGGGAAAAUGCAGAGCGCCAGAUUCAAAUAAAAUACUAUAAAAUUCAAACUUUCAUUAAAUCACACAUGUAAGAUACUUAAUUAAAGCUACACUCGUUGUGAAUCCAGCCAACGUGUCAGAUUUUAAAAAUGCUUUUCGGCGAAAGCAUAAAAAGCUAUUAUAUGAUAGCCUGCACCAUCUGCACCAGCAGUAAACAAAGGGGUUAGCCUAUUUCAACCCUGCAGGCGCUUCACAAAACGCUGAAAUAAAAUAUAAAACAUGCAUUUCCUUUGACAAGCUUCUUUUGUUGGCACUCCAAUAUGUCCCAUAAACAUCACUAUUGGUCAUUUUGUUCGAUUAAUUCUGUCCAUAUUUAUCCAAAAUGUCCAUUUAUAAAGCGCGUUUGAUCCAGAAAAAAACAGCUUACAAAAAACGCAACGUCACUUCAAAAUAUUUAAAAAGUUGCCUAUAAACUUUGCCAAAAUAUUUCAAACUACUUUUGUAAUAAUACUUUAGGUAUUUUUAAACGUUAAUAAUUGAUCAAAUUGUAGACGGGGCAAUCUGUGUUCAAUACAGGAAUGAAAACAAACCAGCGCCACUUUUCACAUCUUGCGCAACUCACAAAAGUGUACCCAGUUCCAAGUUGGCCUACUUCUUCAUUGCUCAAAGGAAUAACCUCAACCAAAUUCCAAACACUGGUGACAUCCAGUGGUGGUGGAAGCUGUAGGAACUGAAAACAGGUUCCUAAGAAAUAUCCCUUGGCAAUAACAAGUCAGGGAACAGAGAGGCAAAACAAGCAAAAUUCUGAACAGUUAGUCCUCGGGGUUUUGCCUGCUACAUAAGUUCUGUUAUACUCACAGACAUGAAUCAAACAGUUUUAGAAACUUCAGAGUGUUUUCUAUCCAGAUCUAUGAAUAAUAUGCAUAUCUUAUAUUCUUGGCAUGAGUAGCAGGAAGUUGAAAUUGUGCACGCUAUUUAUCCAAAAGUGAAGAUUCUGCCCCCUAGCCCCAUAGGCCAUAAAUAAUCUGUAUUUGAUCGCAAACAUCUGUACCAGACUGAGUAGCCCGAUUAGGUUCAACUUAAUUUGUAUUGGAUUUUACAUAUGCUUCUUAAAUCAUCUGUACAUCAUUGUGCAUUAAUUAAUGUCAUGUCUGCUUCAGUUACUUAUAAUGGAAGACAGGCCAAGAUAAAUGAUGCCUGAUUUCAAAAUGAUACAUUUGUGUCAAUAUAUGAGUAUUCAUAUAUAUGUAAUUUCAUGUUUACUGUUUAUAUGCUCAUAAUACCUGUAAAAUGACAUGUCCUGAAAACAUUUGUAAAACAAAUUGAAGAUAACAGGUUGAUAUCAAUAUGAAAAUAUUUUUGGAUUUGCAACGACAAAAAAAUCCCAUAACAAUAUUUCUUCAUUGUCCAUAAUAGCUAGCUUUGUCUAAAUAGCAUUCCUUUAUUGGGCAUCUCAACUGCCUGGUAGAGCAUAUUUUUCAAGAGUUCCUCAAAUGAAUAAAUAACAACAUAUCAGUAAUUUCAUGAUACCAAAAUUAUACUUGAGGUCAGCAACAUUGUACUGUGAUGUCAUAUCCUGUUUUAAACACAAAGUAGUACUGAAAAAGUGUGAUCAAUCAGGAUAGGAUUUGCUCACGUUCAUGUCUUCGCUCACCUGCACAUCUAUGAAUGUUUGUGUAAAAAAUAUAGGAGUCCAAUAAUGAAAACCACAUGAUAAUUGUAAUAAAUGGCAUGAUAAAAUAUGGUAAAUAAAAUGCAUAUGUUUAAUUUCAACUGCUCAGUUGAGCUGCCUCUUAAAGGGUUAAUUUUCACCUAGUUAUUCACAACAACAAAAAAGAAAGAAAAUAUGUGAUUUUUUAUUUCACCUUUAUUUAACCAGGUAGGCCAAGUUCUCAUUUACAACUGCGACCUGGCCAGUUAAAGCAAAGCAGUGCGACAAAAACAACAACACAGAGUUACACAUGGGAUAAACAAACAUACAGUCAAUAACACAAUAGAAACAUCUGUAUACAGUGUGUGUGCAAAUGAAGUAAGGAGCUACGGCAAUAAAUUGGCCAAUAGUGGUGAAGUAAUUACAAUUUAGCAAUUAAAACACUGGGGUGAUAUAUGUGCAGAUCACGAUGGAUGUGCAAGUAGAAAUACUGGUGUGCAAAAGAACAGAAAAACAAAAAAACAAAUAUGGGGAUGAGGUAAGUAGUUGGUUGGAUGGGCUAUUUACAGAUGGGCUGUGUACAGCUGCAGCGAUCGGUAAUCUGCUCUGACAGCUGACGCUUAAAGUUCCAGCCAUUGGCAGCAGAGAACUGGAAGGAAAGGCGGCCAACGGAGGUGUUGGCUUUGGGGGUGACCAGUGAAAUAUACUUGCUGGAGCGCCUGAUACGGGUGAGUGUUGCUAUGCUGGCCAGUGAGCUGAGAUAGGGUGGAGUUUACCUAGCAAAGACUUAUAGAUGACCUGGAGCCAGUGGGUUUGGCGAAAAAUAUGUAGCGAGGACCAGCCAAUGAGAGCAUACAGGUCGCAGUGGUGGGUAGUAUAUGGGGAUUUGGUGUCAAAACGUAUGGCACUGUGAUAGACUGCAUCCAAUUUGCUGAGUAAAGUGUUGGAGGCUAUUUUGUAAAUUACAUCGCCCAAGUCAAGGUUCGGUAGGAUAGUCAGUACUAUGAGGGUAGGUUUGGCAGCAUGAGUGAAGGAGGCUUUGUUGUGAAAUAGGAAGCUAAUUCUAGAUUUAACUUUGGAUUGGAGAUGCUUAAUAAUGUGAGUCUGGAAGGAGAGUUUACAGUCUAGCCGGACCCCUAGGUAUUUAUAGUUGUCACAUAUUCUAAGUCAGAACCGUCCAGAGUAGUGAUGCUAGUUAUUUUAGGGAGAGAGGGUCCAGAUUGCCUAGCCCAGCUGAUUUGUUAGGAU